CAUGGAGGUAGUCAAACAAGUUAAAAGAGCUUACCAGAAAUUUCCUGAAAUCUUGGCUUCGGCCCAGUUCCCAAAAAAGGUAAAAAUAGUGGAAGUUAGUCCAAGAGAUGGGCUCCAAAAUGAGAAAGGAAUCGUACCUACAGAGACUAAAAUUGAUCUAAUUAACAAAUUAUCCCAGACUGGCUUAAGAGUAGUUGAGGCAACCAGUUUUGUAUCUCCUAAAUGGGUACCACAAAUGGGCGAUGCUGCUGAUGUAAUGACUGGAAUUACUAGAGAAGAAGGUGUCUCAUACCCCGUCCUAACUCCAAACCUUCGAGGACUUGAAGGAGCAAUGAAAGCAGGAGCAUUAGAAGUUUCCGUGUUUGGAGCUGCUUCUGAAAGCUUCACGAAAAAGAAUAUCAAUUGUACAAUUGAAGAGAGUUUGGAUAGAUUCGAAGAUGUAAUGAAGCUAGCCUUAGAGUCCGAUCUUAAGGUUAGAGGAUAUGUAUCCUGAGUUAUGGGCUGUCCUUACGAAGGAGAUAUAGAUCCACAAACAGUAGCUGAAGUUUCUAGAAGGCUAUUCGAUAUGGGAUGCUAUGAAAUAUCCUUAGGAGAUACGAUAGGUAUUGGCACAAUGGACAAAACAAUAGCUAUGCUUGAAGCUGUCGACGUUCCAGUUGAAAACUUAGCAGCUCAUUUCCAUAACACUUAUAAUAGAGCAAUUGAGAACUUAGUUAUUGCUCUAGCUAAAGGAGUUUCAGUAAUCGAUUCGAGUGUCGCAGGUAUCGGAGGCUGUCCUUACGCCAAAGGAGCUAGUGGAAAUGUUGCAACUGAAGAUGUCCUCUACAUGCUUGAACUAUUAGGGAUCGAGCAUGAUGUUGACUUUCCUAAACUAAUGGAAGUAGGAGACUUUAUCUCAACUGCUAUUGAGAAAGACAACUUAUCGAAAGUAAAGUUAGAGGAUCUUGAACUUAUUGAAGAGAGAAGGAGUUCUGAAUUAGUUUAAGGAUAUUGUAGAAAUGAGAGGCCUUCAAUAAAA
This is a messenger RNA of Moneuplotes crassus, 1018 nucleotides long. NCBI's taxonomy places the organism in Eukaryota, Ciliophora, Spirotrichea, Euplotida, Euplotidae. The record is from the annotation of a GenBank genome assembly.